GAUGGAGGGAACAGAGUGGCGGGGCUUGGGGGCUACUGAGGCUCUGGAGAUGAGAAGGCCAAGAGUUCUUGCCCACCUUGAAACCCUUCCACUGCUGCGGAGGAGCUUUUCCCAGUCUCUGUGCUCCCCUGGGGAGAGAAGUGGAGCCAGCAGUUUGGGGCAUGGAGGCUGAGAGACCCCAGGAAGAAGAGGAUGGUGAGCAGGGCCCCCAUCGGGAUGGGCAUGGCUGGCCCCCUGUAAACACCACCACUCGGCCUUGGCGAUCUGCUCCUCCAUCCCCUCCUCCAGGGACCCGCCACACAGCCCUGGGACCCCGCUCGGCCUCCCUGCUCUCCCUGCAGACUGAGCUCCUUCUGGACCUGGUGGCUGAGGCCCAGUCCCGCCGCCUAGAGGAGCAGAGGGCCACCUUCCACAACCCCCAGAACUCCCCAAGCCUAGCCCCAGCCCCACCCCGGCCUCAGGAGGACAGAGAACAGCUCUAUAGCACCAUCCUCAGUCACCAGUGCCAGCGGAUGGAAGCCCAGCGGUCCGAGCCUCCCCUACCCCCAGGGGGGCAGGAGCUCCUGGAGUUGCUGCUGAGAGUUCAGGGUGGGGGUCGAAUGGAGGAACAAAGAUCCAGGCCCCCCGCACACACCUGCUGAGACUUGAGCCCCCUACCAGCCCCUCUGCGC
Molossus molossus (Pallas's mastiff bat) is the source of this 671-nucleotide messenger RNA. It is a transcript of the gene GPSM3, whose product is annotated as G protein signaling modulator 3. Gene Ontology annotation, molecular function: GTPase regulator activity; protein binding. The transcript is spliced from 5 exons. NCBI's taxonomy places the organism in Eukaryota, Metazoa, Chordata, Mammalia, Chiroptera, Molossidae. The record is from RefSeq and is a predicted model, not a curated record. Bases 162 to 641 code for a protein of 159 amino acids. Gene Ontology annotation, biological process: regulation of inflammatory response.